Messenger RNA from Ilyonectria robusta, 3123 nucleotides. Its product is annotated as Vps53-like protein. The transcript is spliced from 3 exons. Gene Ontology annotation, cellular component: GARP complex. Bases 266 to 2773 code for a protein of 835 amino acids. The record is from RefSeq and is a predicted model, not a curated record. Lineage: Eukaryota; Fungi; Ascomycota; Sordariomycetes; Hypocreales; Nectriaceae. Gene Ontology annotation, biological process: retrograde transport, endosome to Golgi.
GUACAAGUGAGCUAACAACCUAGUAGGUAGGUAUGUUUCUCUUUACAAGUCAACUACGCUCACUAGAUGCUCAGGGGAGUCCUCUCAGCCCUCCCCGUACUAGUUGGCACCUAGGGAGAAGGGCCCACUUUUAAGGCAUCAUGACAGUUGACACGUGCUGGAGGGUGACGAGCUUCAAGCUUCAAGUUCGAGCAUCAAAGUCAAAGCCAACGACUCCUCCGAUUGAAGCUCCAGAGACUGCAAUUUCGCAGGGCAUCGUCUCAAGAUGAAUGGGAGCUUGGCUGAGACGUCCGCCCUGGACGCAGUCGACUAUGACCCUAUCGACCACCUCAACCUCCUCUUCUCGCACCCGUCCGCCGUCUCGUCCAUCAGCCGGGUGUCCAAGACCCUCCAGAGUCACCAGAAUGCUCUCUCGACCGACAUCUCCGCCCUCGAGACCGCCCAGGCGUACGGGCCCGACUCCAGCCUCGAGCGUAUGCAGUCAGCGCAGGUUGAGCUCGCCCAGCUCUUCCGCAAGAUCGAGACGGUGCGGUCGCGCGCCAUCGAGACCGAACAGAACAUCACGUCGAUGACGGCCGACAUCAAGAGACUCGAUGGGACCAAGAAGAACCUCACGCUCAGCAUGACGGCCCUCAAGCGGCUGCAGAUGCUGACCACGGCGUACGAGCAGCUCAGGGGUUUGGCCAAGACGCGGCAGUACCGGGAGUGCGCGGGGCUUCUGCAGGCCGUGUUGCAGCUUAUGAAGCAUUUCAACAGCUACCGAAGCAUCGAGCAGAUUGCCACCCUGAGCCGCGGCGUCUCUGAGCUGCAGCGCGAGCUUCUAGAGCAGGUCUGCGAGGACUUUGAGAUGGCCUUUGCCAAGGGCGAGGUCGGCGCUCGUAGGGGCACGCUUGUGGAGGCAUGCCUCGUCAUGGAUGCUCUAGGCGACUCGGCCAAGGCGCGGCUCAUGACGUGGUACGUCAACACCGAGCUCCGUGAGUAUCGACAGGUGUUCCGGGGCAACGACGAGGCAGGCAGCCUGGACAAUAUCGGCAGGCGGUAUGCGUGGUUCAAGCGGAUGAUGAAGACGCAUGACGACGAGCACGCCAUGAUCUUCCCACAGCAUUGGAGAGCCAAUGAGACACUGGCGGCGGCGUUCUGCGACGGGACGAGGGAUGACUUCAAGGGCAUCUUGGAGCGGAGCAUGCGGCGGACGGACGGCAACAAGAUCGACGUCAACCUGCUUUUGAGUUGCCUGCAAGAGACGCUUGACUUUGAGCAAAGCCUUGAGAAGCGGUUCGCGACGUCUUCACGGGCGAGCAUUGACACGCUCAGCUCGGUGGAGGAGAAGACGCACAGUUUCCAUGGACUCAUCUCGGUUGCGUUCGAGCCAUACCUGAGCCUUUGGGUUGAUUCACAAGACAAGCAGCUCGCGACGAUGAUACCCAAGUAUCGCAACCAGCCACACAUCCCCCCCGACGAGGAAUUCUCACCACAGGCGGUCAUCACGUCUGCGAUUGAGCUCUUCCACUUCUACAAACUUACUCUUUCGCAAUGCGCAAAGCUGUCUACCAGCGAACGCCUGCUAGACCUGUCAAAGACGCUGGCUAAGUACCUGGACGAGUACGCGCAGCAGGUGUUGCUACACACGCUGCAGAGCGGUGGAGCACAGGGUCCUACGAUUCAAGACGUGGUGCUGGUCCUCAACACGGCGGAUUUCUGGCACACCAACACGAACCAGCUAGAAGAGAGUAUCAAGAAGCGCAUCGACAGCGAGCUCGUGCCCAAGGUUGACCUGUCGUCGCAGUCGGAUGCGUUCCUGGGCGUGGCGAGCGCUUCGGUGCUGGCGCUCGUGCGAACAGUGGAGGUGGAGUGCGAAGGUGUGUGGCGGGAGAUGAGGAACACAAACUGGAGCACAAUGGAGAGCGUUGUAGACCAGAGCUCGUAUGUGGGCGAGCUUGUGAAGCAUGUGGACACCAAAGCAGGGGAGGUGCUGUCCGUCAUAACGAAGCAGCAGUAUGCUCGUGCGUUCUGCGACAACCUCGUGGAGCACCUUGCGACAGGCUACAUUAACAGCAUCGUGCAGUGCCGACCAAUAUCUGAGGUCGGGGCGGAACAGAUGCUUCUGGACAAAUAUGUCCUUACCAAGGCGUUUGAGAAGCUGCUGAUGCACCACGCGUCCAUGUCAUCGCAGGACGCGCCGCCAUCGAGCUUCGUGAGACGGGUUCAGCAGUGUAUGAACCGGCUAGACCCGUUGCUGAAGACGUUACAAGUGCGGCCGUCGCCUCCUGAGGGCCUUGUGCAGGCGUACCUGAUACACAUCGCGGACCGGUCCGACACCAACUUCAAGAAGAUGCUGGAGCUGAAGGGCGUACGCAAGAUGGACCAGGCGCACCUGAUUGAGCUGUUUGGCAUUCACCGCGACGGCACGCCCAACGACAAGCUCGUUGCCAUCUCGCCGCUCCUGGGGCCGCUCAUGACGUCGUCAGGGCUGGGCGUCGGCGGCGGCAGCGGCAACGCCAUGAUGAUGAACUCGUCGGCGGCGGCGCUGUCCUUGACGGGAUCGUCGGGCGGCCCGCGGUUCGAGGCCGGGUCCCUCGGCGAGAAGCUGCUGAGCGCAGCGCGGGACAUUUCGCAGAGCAGCGUCGCGGGGGCGGGGCCGAGCGGCAUAGAGAAGGCCACGAUCAACGAGAACCUGCGCAACUUUGGCAAGUUCUUCAAGCGGGAUAUUGGGUCGCUGGGGGCGAGGUUUGGGAAGAGGGAUGGGAGCGUGGGAGCGGACGAGGGACGGUGACGAAUUUGGGGGUGUUUAUUAGAUGUGAUGAAUGAUAGACCAAGGACAGAGAGAGAGCUACAGACCUGCAGACUUGCUAGCUAAAAGUUACAGAGCCACACAUGUGCGCAUAUCUUUUUCAGUCUGGGUCUGUAGACAGGGUCAACUCAGCGCAAAGACCUUUGUCUGCUGAUUUGACCAUGUCAUGUAGCCAAGAAAACUAAAAAAGAGGUCGUCAUGAAGCCCAAAUGGUGGAUCCUGUUUAAGUUACUGCUCUGUACGUACCUACGCAUGACCCUGCUGGAUCGCAAGGCGUGAUUAGUCAGGAAACCCAUGACAGCUGCCGAAAGGGGGCAACGGGGCCGAGUUCC